AUGCCUGAAAACUCGCACAAGCCAGCGGUCUUCCACGAUAUAAUUGUGAGCAAAAACGACAUCCUCAACUGUUCGUAUGAGAGCUGGUACUCGCUUUUUGGAGCGCACGCAUACUCGCGAGCUGUGGUGUUGCCUCUGCCGCAGGAGUUUGUAGAGUAUCUGGAGAGUGAUGAUUUCACAAUCCCGGGCGAAAAGUCAAAUCCAAACCCGCACAAGGAUUCCGAUUGGGAUUAUACGCCUCCAAAUCGGCCAGACCCAGCCUCUCGGUUUUCUUACCUUCACCAGAAGAUCCAGGAAACAUUCAAAUCUUUCAAAUACGUUGCCCCCAAACUCAACUGGUCAGCCCCUCAGGAUUCUGUGUGGAUCCUUCCUGAGCGAACCAUGAAGUGCUCCUCACCCUCAGAUAUAUACCUACUGCUUAAAUCUUCCGAUUACAUCAAUCACGACCUCAGCCAUGCAUUUGAUGAAGCUGACUCUGUGCCCGACAAAUUACAGUAUCAUUUGAUUUUACGAGAGUGGAAAGACAUCAAUCCUUCGCUGGAAUUCAGAUGUUUUGUGCGAGAUCGACAAUUGUUGGCCAUUUCCCAGCGAGACCUAAACUAUUAUCCUUUUUUGGAGGAUCUUCACGAUACCUUAAUUGAAAGAAUAGCCACCUUUUUUGACGACGUUCUUCUCCCAAAGUUUGGAUCAAAUAGCUUUGUCUUUGACGUUUAUCUCCCGAGGCCAUUCACCAAAGUGUAUUUGGUUGACAUCAAUCCAUUUGCGAGAAAAACGGAUUCACUAUUGUUUACCUGGAACGAAUUGGCUACCAUGUCUCCUCGUGAUGACGACGUUGUUGUUCGCCUUGUGACAAAACAUAACUCAGGAAGGUUUGCAACCAAGGCCCAUUCACAAAACCAUGUACCUAGGGACGUACUUGAUGCCUCGAUGGACUCCUCAAAGAUGGUGGAAAUGCUCCAGAACUGGUCUGCCAUGCUAUCGAAAGAGAUUGACGAGACAGAGGAAAGCGGUGAGUAGCACCUAGUCAUCCAAGAGAGCUCCACGUUUUGUGGGGGGUGGAAACUUAACUUCAGCUCCUUUCAGAGGCCCGUCAGUGUGAUACAGCCUUGGUCGAUAACCAGGAUGUUCUCCCAUGAUUUUGGAGUUCCUAAACUUGUCUAUCAGUUUUGCUUUGCCCUGCACUUUAGCGUACGACAUCUCACACACUUUUUCUGAAUUGAAAUUGCUCCACUUCUUUCCGGCCCGUUCGAGGUAAAAGUUGAUAAUAUGUCUUGGUUCCACGAAAGAAAUGAAUGCGUAUCCAACAUUGCAAUGGUUUUCGAAGUCGAUGCGCAGAUAAAGGAAGUCAUAUAGAUUUUUGCUCGUCAAGUCUAUAAACUCUUUGAGCUCAUUGUGGUUUAUCUUGUUUGGAACAUUCCUUAUCAUGAUGGUUUUGCGUGGAUCUUGUCCCAUGCGGAUUUUUGUGAUGUCUAUCUGAUUUUCAUGUGGGACGUAACUAGUCCCAAACGAGCCUGAGAGCGGCCGCCGUGAUUUCAAAUGCUGACACGUUCUCCACUCCUCAUUGUUUUGUUCUGUGGGCUCAGUGUCUGCAUGUUUGAUGUCUCCUGCCAUCCAAUUAAUAACUUGCAGGUUCGGUUGGCUUUUUGUAUCUCUAACUAUGGGUUUUGCCGAAAGCUCUAGCUCUUCUAAUGAUGGACGCACUUGUAUUGAAGUGUUUUCGAUGUAAGCUGUGGGGACCGCACGGGCUUUGAAGGAUGCUCUGAUAUCAUCAAAUGUACACCAGAACAUGUUUCGCAUAUGAGGAAUUGUCUCGAAGCUGGUAAUGACACCGAAGUUGCCAAGAUAAUUGGCGAGCUGAUCUUGGAACUUGUUCAUGUUGAUCUCCCCGUCACAUAAGACAUAGACGGUUGCAUAGCUGUCUUCCAAAUAGCGGAACUCGUAAUGUGAAACUACUGCUGCCAGAGUAGUCGGGUCUGUGAUGAAACAAGGUUCGAGAGCUUCUGCGGUUACGUUCCCAAAUAGCAGCUGCAACUGUCUAAUGUGCUCGAGCAUUUUUCGAGCCUCGAACCAGCCGACGGCAAGCACCGUCUCAUUCCGAAUGGCAAGCGGCUUGUAUGCUAAUAUGUCGCGAAGAUAUUGAAAGUCACGCAGAACCGCGCUAAGUACUGCGAGUCGGUGGCAGCGAAAAAGGACUAUGCGCGAGUUUAGCACGCCCAUAGGAAAUGUCGGGGGAAUGAAGCCCUCUUGAUAAGCGCUGUUUCUGAUGGAUGACGAGCAGUGUUCAGGUAAUGAGUUAGCAAAGAUGUGCUCAUUUUGGAGCACCCAGGGGUUCAUAGGAAAAGGGAUAGAUAGAUAAAUAAUAUUUAAUUUUAAUAAAUUCGGG
Messenger RNA from Ogataea polymorpha, 2383 nucleotides. RefSeq lists its product as uncharacterized. Bases 1 to 1017 code for a protein of 338 amino acids. Lineage: Eukaryota; Fungi; Ascomycota; Pichiomycetes; Pichiales; Pichiaceae. The record is from RefSeq and is a predicted model, not a curated record. Gene Ontology annotation, cellular component: cytoplasm. The transcript has a single exon.